This is a messenger RNA of Pediculus humanus corporis (human body louse), 984 nucleotides long. RefSeq lists its product as uncharacterized. Lineage: Eukaryota; Metazoa; Arthropoda; Insecta; Psocodea; Pediculidae. The transcript has 7 exons. Gene Ontology annotation, cellular component: nucleus; NuA4 histone acetyltransferase complex. Bases 1 to 984 code for a protein of 327 amino acids. Gene Ontology annotation, biological process: regulation of DNA-templated transcription; chromatin organization. The record is from RefSeq and is a predicted model, not a curated record.
AUGGCCCCGACGGGGACCAAAAAUAAUAAAUUUUCCGAAGGAGAAAAAAUUUUAUGCUUUCAUGGUCCCUUAAUAUAUGAAGCAAAAUGUUUAAAGUUUCGAGUGAAUGAAGAUGACAAUAAUUUAAAUGAAUAUUGGGUUCAUUAUGCUGGUUGGAACAAAAGUUGGGAUGAAUGGGUUCCAGAAUCGAGAAUAUUAAAGUACAAUGAUGCCAAUGUUGCCAGACAAAAAGAUUUACAAAAAUCUCACAAGUCUAGACUGCAGAAAAAAUCAAAAGGGUCUACACCGAAAGCUGUUAAAUCUGCUGCCAAAGAAUCAAAAUCCUCCGAUGCUAAAAGCGAUGUGUCUCUGCAUGAUUCCGAUAGCAGUCCAUUGCCACUGCAAGAAAGUUCAUUAGAUGUUCCGAAGAGAAAAAAACGUCCAAAAUUGGAUUCGACGUUUGAAACGGAAACACAAUACAUGCAAAAAGUUGAAAUUAAGGUGAAAAUUCCUGAUGAAUUAAAACCAUGGUUGGUUGAUGAUUGGGAUCUCAUAACGAGACAAAAAAAACUUGUUAAUUUACCAGCAGUUCGUUCAGUCGAUCAAAUAUUGGAUGAUUACCUUAAAUUUAAAGCGAAUAGUAAAAAUAAUUCAAAAUACAUGGAAAGUGCUUGCCAACAAGUCGUCACAGGUCUUAAAGAAUAUUUUAACACAAUGAUAGGAUCUCAACUUUUAUUCAAAUUUGAACGACCGCAAUAUUCGGAUUUAUUGCGCGAACAUCCAGAUAAACCCAUGUCUCAGAUAUAUGGAGCCCAUCAUUUUCUAAGAAUAUUCGUUAAAAUUGGAACUGUGCUCGCAUAUACGGAGCUAAACGAAAGGAGCACGACUCUUUUACUAGCCAUGCUUCAAGACGUAUUAAAAUAUCUUUACACAAACGCCGGAAGUCUUUUUUCAAUUCAAAAUUAUGGAAUUGCUCCACCUGAAUAUCAUAGAAAAACCGUUUGA